Messenger RNA from Sorex araneus (European shrew), 7781 nucleotides. RefSeq names its product arylsulfatase A (gene ARSA). Gene Ontology annotation, molecular function: arylsulfatase activity. The record is from RefSeq and is a predicted model, not a curated record. The transcript is spliced from 8 exons. Lineage: Eukaryota; Metazoa; Chordata; Mammalia; Eulipotyphla; Soricidae. The coding region runs from base 6191 to 7714 and encodes 507 amino acids.
AGCCCCUGCCUCUUCCGCUCUUCAUGCCUUGGAACUGUGCAAAGUUGGGCAGUUCUGCUUUGCCCUGCCCACAGACCCCCGUGUGGCAGGUGCCUCUCAUCCCCUGCCUGACCUGCACCAGUCCAGUGGGGUGGCCCUGUUUGUCCACUCAGAGUCCAACUUGGGCCCACAUGUUGGGUUAGCUCCGGAUGGUCUUUCCAAGCUCCAGUUCUUUUUUUUUUUUUCUUUUUGGGUCACACCCGGCGAUGCACAGGGGUCACUCCUGGCUCUGCACUCAGGAAUCACCCCUGGCGGUGCUCAGGGGACCAUAUGGGAUGCUGGGAUUCGAACCCGGGUCGGCUGCGUGCAAGGCAAACGCCCUACCCGCUGUGCUAUCGCUCCAGCCCCUCCAAGCUCCAGUUCUUGAAAGGACAGAAAGAUGGCCCCCUGCUGGCCUGGCAGGAAAGGGCACAUAAGAGCAAAUGCCCACAUAGGAAUCCAGGUGCUUUGGUGGGGGUGCAGCUGCCAGUCCCAGGCCAGGCGCUCUUCACAGGCUUGGUCUCUGAGAGGGGUGUUGGAGGUGGGGGCUUCCCCUCCCCUUGCCCCAGCUUAAGCCCCAGCUGCCUGAUGUACUAUCUCUGUCUCCCCCUCACUUCAACUCACGCGCCCUCUGUCCCCUCGGUUGCUUCAGCUUCAACACCCCUGGGGUAUCACAGGCCCUGGCAGUCCUGUCCAGCUGCUGCAGUGACUGAUGACGCAGCAGCAAGAGUAGAGACUUGGGUCAAGGGUGUGGUGAGGCUCACACCUCACAUGUGAGGCCCUGGGCUUGAUCCCCUGCCCUUCAAAUAUGGCUGAUGAUAAUAGCAGGGCAGACCUGUGUCCUGCUCACACCAACUGGGGCAUCACCAGGGGCAUCUUCUCUGGGCUUAUCACCUUCUCCUCCCACCAAAGAUGCCAAAGGGACAAUGGGUCAGUGUGUAAAAACACAUAAAAGGAAAAGAAGGGAAGAGGGCGCGGAGGAGAGCACCUCACGGCACCGGGCACAGGGCACAGGGCAGCAGCGCUGUCUCUCCCGCCGCCCGCGUUUGGUAGUCUCCAGCCACUUCCCCCACCCCGAGGAGAUUGAUGGUGAUGAUGAGGCAGGUGAAGGAUGAAAUGGAGCCAAGCUGGUUGGUCUCAGUUGCAGUUUAUUCCGUUCCCAUCUCCAUUCUCCUCUGAUUCUCCUCCUGCUUCUUCCUCCCCCAUGCUACUUCAUUCUCCUUCUCCUCUGGAUCUGGAUCUCGAUCUGGCUUCUCCAGAUCUGGCAUUGGAACUCGCCCCGGGACUGACCCUGGGACUUGUACUGGGACUCGCCCCCAGCCCACUUUUUCAGCCUAGUUAAAUCCCCAAGAAUGAGGGGUUGGGGCUUACACAUAGGUGUGGUCACAAUCAAAAGGGGUAAAGUUCUUUCCCUCAGGGGAUGCUGCUUCUAGGACAGAUACUCUUUCAUCAGGACACCCGCCCAAGAGCGGAAUCCCAUGGGUGUGUUUCUCUUCUCCUUGUCCAACUAACAUAUAAGUAUUCAUAUUAUUAAUCAUUUUGUAUGGACAUAGCAAAAGAUGCAUUAAGCUUAUAGAACUGCUCUCCUGGGGUCAUCUUGAUCUCUGACUACAGUGCUCAGGCCAGAUUAGUCUUUCCUAUCCCUAGCAGGGUCCUAGUCUCGUUGUUGCUUUUGGAUCAUGACAUGACAUGUCCAUGACCAAGCUCUUAACAUAUAGUUAAGCAUUAGGUGCUUUGGCCAGGCCUAUCUCGAUGCCAGGGUAGCACAUAGCUCACCGCUUGCCCUGGGCCCGUCCCGUCUCUCGUUGGGACCCUGUUUAUGGGGGUGCUAGGAAGUAAGGGCAGCUGAGGCUUAAUUCGAGAAAGCAGAUGCCCGGGAGUGAAUAAUAUUUGAAGCCAAUUAAAUCCCAUGUUACCAAAGCAUAUUAACAACUGUCUUUCUUUGUCCAUACAAAAAGGAUAUUGUUUUAAAGUAAACUAUUCAAAAGACAUAAGAGAGGAGAAAGACAAUAUUAACUUACAAUACAAGUUCACUGUCCUAGCAAGGUCUGACCUUACAAAUUAACAGAGUUUGAUUAGGGGAGGAGCUGAAUAACUAGUUGGGGAAGGGAGCAUAGAAGUAAUUACAUAUAGUCAAAGGAGUGGGAGUGACUCGGGAGCACCUUGAUGGGUGUGACUGAUAUACCUAAACUCCUAGUGGCAUAGGGAGCAGGACAUACCAAUGUAGUCUAGAAUUGUUUAGAGAUUAUUACCAGAUAAGCCCAAACUCUGUGGCAAGGGAGAAAGGACAAACCAAUGAUAUCCUACAUGUCAGAACAGGGGGAGAGGAGGAAGUUUGGGGCCAGGGAGGGCCUGACUGAGAAUGAGACAAGUGAUUCUACGAGGAGAAGAGACGCGAGCUGAGCCAGUGGGCAUCCAGUUUCUGGAAGGAAACAGCUCCCAGCCCUGAUCUUCACUUGGCCUGGUACCAGCCUAGGGCAGGAGCCUAGGACAGCCACCAAGAUCCGCACCCCAUCGCCCCACCAUGAGCUUUUUCCAUUGGCUCCAGGCCACUCUCCUCUCCAAUGCCACUCCUGCCCUCUGUGCCAUGCCACGGGUGCUAUGAGAACACCGGACUCAGCACUUCUUCUGUCUUGGUUUUGAAGUCAGACCUGCCAAUACUCAGGGUUUUCUCCAGGCUCUGAGCUCAGGAAUCACUCCUGGUGGGGCUCCUGGGACCAUAGGAGGGAGGUGCCAGGGAGGGAACCCAGGUCAGCUAUGUGCAAGGUAAGAGCCCUGCCCACUGGACUGUCUCUCUGAACUUGGGCAGCUCCUUGUAAAAGAAAACAAAAACCUGGGCCGGAGCCAUAGUACAGUGGGUAGGGCGUUUGCCUUGCACACAGCCAACCCAGGUUCAAUCCCCGGCAUUCCACAUGGUCCCCCAAGCACAAGCAGGAGUAAUUCCUGAGUGCAGAGCCAGGAGUAACCCCUGAGUAUUGCUGGGUGUGACCCAAAAGGCAAAAAAAAAGAAAAAGAAAACAGAAACUUUCACAGCACCUGGCAAGAUGGUGAAGCCAUCCUUCCUGGGAGCACUACACUAGGGCUCUGGGCUCCAGGCCCUUGCAUGCCACUUUACCAAGAACGAGAGGUUGGUGGAGCUCUGGCUGUAAUAUAAGCAACUGGGCCUUCUAGGGGAGGGGCGCAGAGCCCAGCACCCACUCAUGGCACACUGGGGGCAGAAGAGCAGGUUCGGGAAGGACACUGGUGCCAACAGCACCUCGUGUGCUGUGGCCUGCUACAGACACGCAUGCAUAAUGAGCUGACCUCAGCCCAUGACCCUUUCCCCAAAAACCUAGUGCCGACCACUCUGACCAUCUUUUCGGCUCACCCUUUCCUUAUGAAGACCCCCCAUGUAGAACUUUCACAAAGGUCCUGGAAUGUGGUUCAAGAGGAAGAGAGGGGCUGGAGCAAUAGCACAGCGGGUGGGGCAUUUGCCUUGCACACGGCCGACCAGGGUUCGAUUCCCAACAUCCCAUAUGGUCCCCUGAGCACCGCCAGGGGUGAUUCCUGAGUGCAGAGCCAGGAGUAACCCCUGUGCAUGGCCAAGUGUGACUCAAAAAGCCAAAAAAAAAAAAAAAAUCAAGAGGAAGAGAACCUGCCUGCCCUGUGUGAGGCCCUAAGUGUCAGCUCCAGCACCCCCAAGGUGCCCCGCCCAGUGGCUGGAGGGCACUUGCUUGAGUAGAGGGUUUAGUAGUGUGCUGCUAAAACUGGGCUUUACAGCCACGUGCUGAGAGGGACCUGGGGGAAGGCUCCAGAGUCAGAGUCAAUCGCGGUCCAGCUGUCCAGCUGAGCUCCUUUGUCCGCUGGCCCCUCCCCCAUUGAAGCCAUGCACCUGGUUUCUGGAGCUGGAAGCAAGUGCAUGGAGGCCACCUGGGUGUGUGGGCAUAACGUUGGAGACGUGGCUGUGGAAGCAUACCUGGGCAGGGAUGGGGGGCCCUGGGCAUCUCUGCAGAGACGCUCCCAGCAGGUGCCUGCUUUCACUGAAGCAGCCCUUGCUGGCCCCCAGCUCUGGCCGCCAAUGUGCAGGCUUCUCCGACCCCUUGUCUUAGGUGUUGAAAUCACCCUGGCAAGGCCCCUCUCUGAAGUGUGGGCGUUCGUCCCAAAUUAGACAUGUCCCAGGCAUCCAGGCUGCUUCCUGACCCUGGCAGGCCACCCCCCAUCACGGCUGUCCCAAGCUGACUCCCCUGCCCACGCCUGCAGCAGAGCCAAAAAAACUCACAGCUCCGAAAGACUCAGUCACCUGCAGAGACUCGGCUUUGAACAAGCAGGGCCGGCGGCACGGCUCCCCACACAGGUCAGGGCCGGGCCGCUCCGCCAGCCUGUGUGCACGCCCCUGCCCAAGGGGCCCCAGAAACUGCUGGGGCAGCACCGCCGCCUUGCCACGGGCUCUUCCUGAGAAUGAGGCUGAUCUGCUGCCGCCACAGUGCGCCCCAGCCGGCCGUCCACAGGAAAGAAAGCCCUUUGGUGGAUUCCUUUGAAAGUCCAAUUCACAGCACCAACCAGCUGUGAGAGCUCCAAUUAUAAGUUCAAAGAUUUCUGGGCCAUGAGAAACUUUCUGUCCUGGCCAGACAGUCCAGACUGCUACCACACACAGUCCCGUCACAGGCUGCAAAGUCAUGGCAAGGCCGUGGCCCGUCAUUGGGGCCCACAAAGCCGGGUCCCUGUUGCCAGCCUAUCUCAGGGUGCAGGGCGCCCUGCCCUGGCAACGCUGCUCCCCACUAUGAAGCCUGAGCACUCAGCACCCUCAGGACUCUGCCCUCUCCCAGCCCUGCCCACACCAGUGCCCAGGCCUGUCCAGAGCUCAUUGCUCUCCCCUGGCUUCAGGGUUGGUAUCACAGGCGCCCUCCCCAGCCACUGCGGAAAUGGUGUCCACAUCCACUUUCUGGGGUGCCCUCCUUUACUUUGAGACCAUUAAGCCAGGGACCCCAAAGGGGACCACAUGACGGGCACAUGGCUCAGUGGCAGAGCACCUGCCUCAGGUGAGACUGCAGCACCACACCAAAAUUCUACGGAUGAAACUGUCCAUCCAGUGCUCUUCAGCAUUGGAGCCAGGAGCCAGGUGCCUCAUCUUCAGAUGCACCAUCAGAUGCCUUCUACCCAGGGCAGACAGCAAUGCACCUAUCACACACAGUGUACAUGGCGUACCCAGCACACACAGUAUACAUAUAGCACAGUUCCAAGGUAUACACACAGCACACACAGCACCCACACAGCACACACAAUAUAAACCGUAUAAGUACUGCACACACAGAGUAUACGGUAUAGAUGCAGCACACACAGCAUACACAGCACACAGUGGUGUACAUGCAGCGCCCACAAAGCACACGGUGGAACACUUGCACACACAUUAUACAUGUAUACAUGCGGCACACAGUAUGUACACGGCACACCGUAUACAUGGUCUACAUACAGUGCAGACACAUCUCACAAAUAACAUGGUACACUGCAUGCACACACCAUAUGCACAGGCCGCAAGGGCAGCUCGGGGCGCAGCUGCUGACAGCAGAAGGAAAGGGAGGAGGGCUGAGGGGCGUGUCCAGGAGGCUGGGGGCGCGGCAGGAGAGGAUCGGGGAUCACCUCUGUUUGCACGUUCACCGGUUUGCCCCGCGCGUUGGGGCUUUUAGCAGGUAGGACCCGCUUCUCCCGCCCGACCUGCCCACGGGGUCACGCGCACGCCGGCCGGCGCACCCGGCACCAACGGCGUCAGGGCGCACAGCACGCGCGCGCCCGCACCCCGCACCGCGCCCCCCGCGACCCCCGGGCCCCAGCCGGGAACCCCCACCCACGCCGACCUCCGGGCCAGCUCCGGCCCCGCCCAGCCGGCCGCCCAGCAGCCCGCCGAGCCCGGCCCGCCCCGGCCCGCCCCGCCGGCGCGCGCGAUCACGGGGCCAGGGGCGGGGCGGGACGCGGAAGCCGGAGCGGGCCCCGCCGCCCGCCGCACCGCUCAGACCCGCUGCGCCUCACUCCGCACCGCCCAACCGAGCCUCGCUGCGCCCCGCCCCACUUCCACGCCGCGCCUCAGACCGCUUAGGUGAAGCCCCUACGAACCGAGGGGCCAGUCCUGGGGACUCGGGACCGACCGGGAGGGUCUGGGGCCCCCCAGACCGGGAGGGUCUGCGGGCCGGUGCAAUCCAUGGGCGCCCUGUGGCUGCUGGCACUGGUGGGGGCCGCUGGCCUGGCCGCUGGGCUGCCCCCCAACAUCCUGCUCAUAUUCGCCGAUGACCUGGGUUAUGGAGAUCUCGGGGUCUACGGGCACCCCAGCUCCACCACCCCCAACCUGGACCAGUUGGCCGCCGGGGCCCUGCGCUUCACAGACUUCUACGUGCCCGUGCCUCUGUGCACGCCAUCCCGUGCCGCUCUGCUGACCGGCCGCUUCCCGGUGCGGAUGGGCCUGUACCCGGGAGUCCUGGAACCCAGCUCGCGGGGGGGCCUGCCCCUGGAUGAAGUGACCAUGGCCGAGAUGCUGGCCGCUCAAGGCUACCUCACAGGCAUGGCUGGAAAGUGGCACCUUGGGGUGGGCCCUGACGGGGCCUUUCUUCCCCCCAACCACGGCUUUCACCGCUUCCUGGGGAUCCCCUACUCCCACGACCAGGGCCCGUGCCAAAACCUGAUCUGCUUCCCGCCAAACACCACCUGCGAGGGCUCCUGUGACCAGGACCUGGUGCCCAUCCCACUGCUGAACAACCUGACAGUGGAAGCACAGCCGCCAUGGCUGCCCGGCCUGGAAGCUCGCUACGUGUCCUUUGCCAGGGAGCUCAUGACUGAUGCCCAGCGCCUAGGCCGCCCUUUCUUCCUGUACUACGCCUCGCACCACACCCACUACCCCCAGUUCAGCGGCCAGACCUUUGGGGGACGAUCGGGCCGGGGGCCUUUUGGAGACUCCCUCAUGGAGCUGGACGCAGCAGUGGGGGCCCUGAUGACGGCCUUGGGGGACCUAGGACUGCUGGGGGACACGCUGGUCAUCUUCACUGCUGACAACGGACCUGAGACCCUGCGCAUGUCCCACGGCGGCAGCUCUGGCCUCCUGCGCUGCGGAAAGGGAACCACAUUUGAAGGGGGCGUCCGAGAACCUGCCCUGUUCUUCUGGCCAGGUCACAUAGCCCCAGGUGUGACGCAUGAACUGGCCAGCACCCUUGACCUGCUUCCCACCCUGGCGGCGCUCAGCAGGGCCACGCUGCCCAACACCACCUUGGACGGCUUCGACCUCAGCCCCGUGCUGCUGGGCACAGGCACGAGCCCCCGGAAGUCUCUCUUCUUCUACUCGCCCUUCCCAGACAUGAUCCGUGGGGUCUUUGCAGUGCGGAGUGGGAAGUACAAGGCUCACUUCUUCACCCAGGGGUCUACGCACAGCGACACCACAGCUGACCCUGCCUGCCACUCUACAAGCCCUCUGACAGCCCACGAGCCCCCGCUGCUCUUCAACCUGGCGGAGGACCCCAGUGAGAACUACAAUCUCCUCGAGAAAGUGACAGACGUCUCCCCGGAGGUGAUGCAGGAGCUGAAGCACCUCCAGCUGCUCAAGGCCGAGUUCGAUGCUUCUGUCGUCUUCAGCCCCAGCCAGAUGGCCCAGGGCGAGGACCCCGCACUGCAGAUCUGCUGCCUGCCCAGCUGCAGCCCGAAGCCCAGCUGCUGCCACUGCCCAGAGUCUCAGAACUGAGGGCCCUGCGGUGCUGAGGGGUGGCGCCAGAGAACCAAUAACACCAGCUGACACUUGUUGGCCUUAA